AUGCCCAACAGAGGCCCCACUCUGAUCAACCUCCCUCCGCCUCCCUCAGAUCCUGCCACACCCAGCGAAAUGGGUCCCGGCACUCCCAACUCCACCACCACCUCUCUCUCGGCGUUGUCUGUUGUCGCCAUCAAAGACGGCGCAAUGGGUCAUGGCGGCCGAGGAGCAGCCGCAUCUGCGAAUACUCUUGAAGCCGAACGAGCCGACCGCAUCUCCCGCCUUGCAGGCCUUGAGAGGGUUGCGACUUCUCGACCGACACCGCUGGGACACCUUGCCCCGGGCUCCGGCGCUCUCUAUGGACAAGCCUUUGACAACGCGCCUCAAUUCAAAGAACGAAGCACUGUUGGGAGCGCCAGUGCAACAGGCAGCGAUCCUGAUGACGGGGUCUCUAGCACAGGAGGAUUCAGUGACGAAGACAAGGCAAGUCUGGUCGGAUUUGGUGAAGGGGCAGGUAGCACAGUCAGCGGCCCCGUCUCCACUCCCUACAACACUCGUGCUUCUAUUUCUCGACAAAGUACCAACGUCAAUGCACCUUCCACCCCACGGACCGGGACUUUACCGAUGUUUGGCUCUGGGCAGAGCACGCCCAUGAGUGGCAUUACUCCAAGUGCAGCUGCCGGAAGUACCGAUCCUAAGAUGAUGGAUGGGAUGAGUUACGACCAGAAUUUUCUCGACACGACGAUGCAGCCAGCCCCUCCCAUCGACGACCCCACUACUCAUCCUCAAGCCCAUCGAUUUUCAGGGAUGGGAACUGAAAUGGCAGAGGAAGUCAUGCGAGAUCGACUUAGAGAUCUGGAACAGGCGCAGCAGUCGAUGCAGCCAGGGGACGGGCAGACAUUGGGCAGAUUUCCUUUCGAAAAGGAAUAA
Molecule: messenger RNA, 867 nt
Organism: Fonsecaea erecta
Lineage: Eukaryota; Fungi; Ascomycota; Eurotiomycetes; Chaetothyriales; Herpotrichiellaceae
Exons: 3
Coding region: 1-867 (288 amino acids)
Source: RefSeq, a predicted model, not a curated record